AUGACCCACACUAAGCAGAAAGGUUCCCGCUGGGACCGCCACCCUUUACUUCCACAAGGCGGCGCCAUGGGCGGGGACCAGGCCGAGCGCGCCCUCCGCUUUGGCCGGACGAAGAAGAUCAAUGAGGUCAUCCGGCGGAGGAAAAAUGACAAGGCGAUGAAGGACAAGAGGGCUAAUAAAGCUCAGGAAAGGAAAUGGGACAGGAAAUUGUAUCCUCUGCGAGGGAGGCUUGGAGAGGGCCUUAGCUGCCGUGUCCUCCUCACAAGGUUGGAUGAAAGCAUCCAAAAGAAAACUGAAGUGAGAGCUCUCAAACACAAAUACAGGAAAGGGAAGCUCGGCGAGACUAAGUGGGCAUCUAACGGCAAGUCAACGCUUUUAAGCACCCAUGUAACACAACCCCGCAAGCGACGUUUGGCCUCCCUCAACGCUGAGGCCGUUAACACUUUGCUACUGGACAGAGCCACCGAUCUCCAACUGGCAGCCAAGUUGGCCAAAAGAACCCAGGAGGAACCUGCUAACAGAGGAUGUUCUUCAGAUGAAGCGGCACCUUCGAAGGCCUUUCAAGGGAUUGUCACUAAACCGUCCCUGUCUCACAAAUUUCACCAAAUCUCCAAGAAGGUCAAGAAAGUCAGGACUUCAAGAGUAGAUGAGACCCGAGCCUUGAGUCUGCAGAUUCUGGAUACGCCGACACCGAGGCGACUGGCUGGACUUAACGCUGCGGCUCUUCUGAAGUUGACUAGCUCGUCUGCUGUGUCCAAGCAGAGAGUUAAGAGCAUACCUCCUUCUACAACCACGUCAGAUUGCAAGACUCCUGCUCAGAACCAGACUCAAAAACAGCCCCCAAAAGUCAAACACAAAGAGCAGUCCCAAAAGCAAAAAGAGGCUCCCGAAAAGCCCGUCCUCAUGCACUGUAGUUGCACAGCCUGCAAAGAGAAGGCUGACUUUGAACCGAAAGUGGAGUGGGAGUCCAGCACCCAUGCUCUGGCAAAACCAGGAUACCAGUCCCGCAGCAUGUUAGGUUACUGCCUCAAGAACGUGAAGGAAGAACAGCUGGAAACUGAGCUGAGCCCCUGUUACUGUUGCUCCCCUGAGGGCUCAAUGGAGUACUGCCACCGCCUGGCCUUCUUCCUUGGCCACCCUGAAUCUGGUGACCAGGGUUCGCUGGGGUCUAGCAAUACCCCGGUCAAACGUGAGUGCCUGGUGACCACACAGUCCCUGACGCACUCCCAUCCGGCGCUCUCCCUCAGCCCCCAUCCCUGCCUGUGCUACUACGUCCACAUCACUCCACACCCGCCGCCGGCUCACACAGCGACGUCGGCGACCCUCGCCCCACGGCCCCUGAACUUUGCGCCAGCCGCCUUGUGCCCAAACCGGAUGAUGGGUUCCAAACCGCUUCCUGGCCCUCGCGUCACCCAUACUUGCUUCAACUCUGUUGCGUCACCAUGUUACGGGGACUCCUGUGGGAUGGGUGGCUACACCUGCAGAGCCAUCCCCCCCGUCACCAGCAGGGGGUGCACUUUCAGCACGGGGUGCAUCAGAUGCUCGCAUGGUAUCAAAACAGAAACUGACUCCUCCGCUCAGGAUGACCACAGCCCCUCUGUUCUGGUGCCAUCGUCCUUGCCUCUCUCUAGCUGCCCUUUAUCCAACGUGCCCACUUCUACCCAGACUACUAAAACCCACCUGCUCACCCCAGUGUCAAUCCAAGAGCAAAAUAAGCCACCACCCCGGGCCCGGCUAAAAGUGACCGCCGACCACCCGUCUGGAGCCUCCAAUGGAGACCAAAGCUCUGGACCUCGCUCGCUGCAACAAAAGAGAAUUGGCCGUCGACGUGCUACAAAUGGAUGGCGGCCUGUGGGGGUCCCCACAGAGAAGGACGUUUUUAUAGCGGGAGAGGACGAAACGGCACCCAGGCAGUGUUACGAAGGCGUGGAGCGAGACGGCGAGGUAAUCCGCGUCCGAGAUACAGUGCUGCUGCGUUCAGGCCCUAGGAAGAAGUCCCUACCCUAUGUGGCCAAGAUAUCAGCGCUGUGGGAGGAUCCCAAAACUGGAGAGCUCAUGAUGAGUCUUUUCUGGUACUACCGACCGGAGCACACGCAAGGAGGCCGAGACCCUAGCACGCACUGCGAGAAUGAGAUCUUUGCCUCCCGACAUCAGGACGAGAACAGUGUGGCCUGCAUUGAAGACAGAUGCUACGUCCUGCCGCUAGCCCAGUACUGUAGAUAUUGUGCCUUGAUGAAGCGUCGUUCCGAAGGCGCCCUACCCCCCGGCAGCAGCGUGGUGCCCUGCAAUCCUGACUUUGCCCCACCCUCUCACCGCUCUGUGCCCACAGACGUGGACCCUGAGCUGGUCUACCUCUGCCGCCACGUCUAUGACUUCCGAUACGGACGCAUUCUAAAAAACCCUCAGUAG
Molecule: messenger RNA, 2409 nt
Organism: Nerophis lumbriciformis (worm pipefish)
Lineage: Eukaryota; Metazoa; Chordata; Actinopteri; Syngnathiformes; Syngnathidae
Source: RefSeq, a predicted model, not a curated record